This is a messenger RNA of Culex pipiens pallens (northern house mosquito), 1795 nucleotides long. RefSeq lists its product as uncharacterized. Lineage: Eukaryota; Metazoa; Arthropoda; Insecta; Diptera; Culicidae. The record is from RefSeq and is a predicted model, not a curated record. The transcript has a single exon. The annotation marks the transcript as partial.
CGACCGACGACGGACGUAAAGUCCAUAAAAACGACAUUAAAAUUCGAAAAAUUUAGACCAAAAAUUGACACUAAUUUCAGACUGUGUACUCCGACACAACAAGAUGUGACCUUACAACGACUCGACGGACAACCCAUUUUGGCCAUUGACUACGGCAUAGGAAGACUUAGGACGGGACGACACUAUCUACUCCACUUAUAUAAUAUCACAUCUUAUCAACUAUUUACGGAGGAGCUUAAAACAAAAUUUUCGCUAUUAGAUCAGAAUCAAUUCACCACUUUGGUACAGGAGAAAUUUAAUCAAAUUGAUAAAUUCUUACAUAUAUUGCUCAACAAUAGACAAAAGCGCUGGGAUAGGAUAGGCACUUUUUGGAAAACGAUAGCAGGAAACCCAGACGCUGACGAUUUAAGAAUGAUAAAUUCGUCAAUUAAUUCUUUGAUAACCAAUAACAAUAUUCAAAUUAAAAUAAAUAGAGACCUCCACUUACAAAUUAAAGAAGCUUUAGAGAAAACGAAAGAAGCCAUAAACUUAGUAAAUUUCAGAAAUUCAGAUUUGUUUUCAAUUAAUAUAUUCAUGAAUCUAAAAUUUUUAUCCGAUAAAUUAGAACAGAUAAUUGACAGUAUAACUUUGGCAAAAGUCAAAAUUUUAAAUGAAAAAAUAUUGAGCCAAACCGAAAUUGAUUGUAUACUCGAAAUUGUACACAAAGAAAAUUUGUUAACCCACACGAUUGCGGAAACCCUGACAUACGCCACGCCAACCCUAGCAACUCAUCACGGAAAUCUGGCCCUCCUGAUAAAGCUGCCGAAACUUGACCCCCGCCCCUACAAGAAAUUACGUAUCUUCCCGAUCCAGAACCACCAAGUCUUGCACCUGGAGCAAGAAUUCUAUCUCUACCACUCAGAUGAAAUACGUAAGGUCCGCUCAUUAGAUCCAGUUGUCUUCGACCCCGAGGAAAGCACUGUCGAUUACUCUUCAUGUAUCCCAGAACUACUUAGGGGACGCCCAGCGAGAUGCAACUUGACCGGAAAUCCAUCCAUGGAAAAGAUAGUCAGAAUUGACGACAAACACAUACUUAUCAACUCCGGCGUCAACGUGUCGUUCGCCACAGAUUGUGGAGACCCGGAAAGAAAAAUAUCAGGGUCAUUUCUCAUAACGUUCAAAAAUUGUGGUGUGAUCAUCAAUCACGAGACAUACCUCAAUAAACCACAGAUUCUAUCUGGUGAACGAUUGAGAAUCCCACUGGAUGGAGUCAAGAUAACGUUCCAUGACACAGUAGUCAAUCUCAGCAUGAGACACCUACUGGAAUUGAAUCUUGAGAGGCGAAGAGAGAUUGAAUCUCUACAACUGAAGACGGACUCAAUGACCUGGCCGAAUUGGUCAUUGCUUGGAGGAGUAGCUAUCUCCCCAUACAUAAUCAUCGCCCUGCUUUUCCUCAGUUUUCUACUCUACAGGAGAAGACACCCGGCACACCAUACACACGACGGUGAGCCUACGACAUCGACGAUACCAACAAGGACCGAACAACCGAAUUCGACGACCCAGCGGCUACACGAGGUACUUUUUCGGAGCAAAAGUACUAAGGCGGGAGUAGUUAACGAUCGAGCCAACUGAGGAUUGCUGAUCGUGUAACUUCGAGCCACCAAGCAACGAGCUGAGGACUGCUGAUCGUGUAAUUGGAGCCACCCAGCAACGAGCGACGAUGUACAUCCGGCGAGGUGCACAAUCAGCAGAACGGACAACGCGAGGACCUCAAACACAUUAUUUUACUUUGGAAUAAAUUAGUCUAGAUUGUAUC